UGAUGACUUGGUCUUAGUUUUGAAGCUUUUUCAUCACAACAUUUUAAACUGAUACUUCUAAUCUUUCACUUGUCCAAAACAUUUAUAAAUCAGCAAUUUCAUCUAGCAUCCUUCUAAAUAUCCACCCAAGCCGGUGUCUUUUGCAUGCAAAAUCACUUUCUUUUUUCUUUUAAUUUCAUCUUCAAUAUUAACCCACACUGAAACCCUGUAAAAAUACUUAUACCUCAAUGACCUGCCAAUCCAAUUCUGAUGAUACCACCCUAGAGAUGGAACUUCCGGGCUUUCGAUUCCAUCCAACAGAGGAAGAACUCCUUGGUUUUUACCUCAAAAACAUGAUUUACGGCAACAAGUUGCGUUAUGAUGUAAUUGGAUUUCUCAACAUUUAUCACCAUGAUCCCUGGGAUUUGCCUGGAUUGUCGAAGAUUGGGGAGAGGGAAUGGUAUUUCUUUGUGCCUAGAGAUAGGAAGCAUGGCAAUGGAGGGAGACCAAACCGGACGACUGAAAAUGGGUACUGGAAAGCCACUGGUUCUGACCGGAAAAUUGUGAGCUUAUCAGAUCCAAAGCGGAUAACUGGCCUGAAAAAGACUCUUGUUUUCUAUAAAGGGAGAGCUCCACGAGGAAACAAGACUGAUUGGGUCAUGAACGAGUAUCGCCUCCCAGAUGGUUGCUCCUUGCCUAAGGACAUAGUUUUGUGCAAGAUAUACAGGAAAGCUACCUCCUUGAGAGUACUGGAGCAAAGAGCAGCAUUGGAAGAAGAGUUGGAGGCAACGAACACAACAACUUCUUCUCCAUUGUCAUCCUUAGAGACCAUCUCCUUUCGCAGCCCAAAAGAAGAUUUGGUGCCAUCAAUUUCUGAAACCAGAGAAUUCUUCAAGAAAGAAAUUGAAGAAGAAAAAGAAGCAAUGGUGGAAGAGAAAAAAGAUAUAAUAGCAAAGGAGAACAAAGUUUCUCCAGCAUCUCUGCAAUUUCCUGUAGGCAAUGAAAAAUUGGCAGAGCUUCAAUUGCCCAAAAUUAUAAAUGACUGGACCCAGGAUCAAUUCUGGACUCAGCUAAAUAGCCCUUGGUUUCAGAAUCUGACACCAUAUGCAAACAUCCUGAAUUUCUAAUACCCUAAGUUAUUUUGCCAAGCCAAGCUUAAUUUAGACUCUGAUGUAGUAAAUAAGCUUUAAUCAGCUACUGCUAUAUCUCGGUACUUGGUUAGGUCCCCUCGGCUCACAUUGAAGUUUUGGAUGACCAUUUCUUUUACUGUGUUCAAGCUUUAAAUGAAAAAAAAAAAAAAUGCACACAUGUUCUACUUCGAAUUGAUUGAACCUUGAAAAUGUUUGACCA
This is a messenger RNA of Gossypium raimondii (Peruvian cotton), 1329 nucleotides long. RefSeq names its product NAC domain-containing protein 6. The record is from RefSeq and is a predicted model, not a curated record. Gene Ontology annotation, biological process: regulation of DNA-templated transcription. The coding region runs from base 228 to 1106 and encodes 292 amino acids. Lineage: Eukaryota; Viridiplantae; Streptophyta; Magnoliopsida; Malvales; Malvaceae. The transcript is spliced from 3 exons. Gene Ontology annotation, molecular function: DNA binding.